AUGGACACCAGUACUAGAAAUACGCAAGAGGAUGAAACAGAUUGGACAAGAAAUACCACAAUCGAGGAAUAUUUGGGCCACAAUAUCACUAAUGACACAUACGAUACUUUAUACGAUGUGCCAACGAGCAUGAUCGUAUUACUUUCCUUUCUAUAUGGAUCCAUCUCAGUUUUAGCGGUUGUGGGCAAUUUCCUCGUUAUGUGGGUAGUCGCAACGUCACGUAGGAUGCAAAGCGUAACUAAUUGCUACAUCGCUAAUUUAGCUUUAGCUGAUAUCGUCAUAGGGUUAUUUGCUGUACCAUUCCAAUUCCAAGCAGCGUUACUCCAGCGAUGGCUACUUCCACAUUUUAUGUGUGCUUUCUGCCCAUUUGUGCAAGCACUGAGUGUUAACGUUAGUGUAUUUACUCUGACUGCUAUUGCUGUGGAUCGACAUCGAGCUAUUAUUACCCCUCUAAGUGCCCACACAUCCAAACGUGUCGCCAAAGUCAUUAUAGUGUUUAUAUGGGUUUUCGCUUUGUCACUUGCUGCUCCUAUGGCGAUGUCAUGGGAAGUCAUUAUGGUAGACGAACAAGACCCAGUGUCCAGAGUGUUUUACGAAAAACCCUUUUGUGCUCCGACUGAAUUUGGAUCACAUUCGCUAGCAAUAUAUAGACUAUUGUUGUAUAUUUUCCAGUACAUUAUUCCCUUAUGCGUAAUAACAUUUGCGUACGCUCAUAUGGCUAUGAAACUGUGGGGGGCGCGUGCGCCUGGCAACGCGCAGGAAACACGAGAUGCGAAUCAAAUGAAGAAUAAAAAGAAGGUAAUAAAAAUGCUGGUGCUGGUGGUUGCGUUAUUUGCACUUUGCUGGCUUCCUUUGCAAAGCUAUAUGCUCCUUCAGUCAUUCUUUCCAUCUAUUAAUGAAUACAGAUACAUAAACGUAAUUUUCUUUUGCUUCGACUGGCUGGCAAUGAGUAACUCUUGCUACAACCCUUUUAUAUACGCUAUAUACAAUGAAAAGUUUAAAAAGGAAUUCAAACAAAGAUUUACAUUUAGACAAAAACAAAACAGAUUCACUAACGAUAGUUGUUAUGAGGACGGACAUUCAUAUAGAACUCGAGUUCUAUCAAUUCGAUCAACAAAUGAAAGGAGUGUUUACUCUGCAAGAAAAUCAAUAAAUAUAACACCCGUAGAUUCUUUAAAAGCAAGAAAUUCUUGUGAUUGUGCCAGAGAACAUAUUCAUUCAGAUAAAGCAAUUCUACGCCCAUCAAAAAUGGAACGUGAAAUGUGUAAGAAUGGUAACCGUAACAUGAAUCUUGAAGAUUUUGGAAGAUCAAAUAGAUUCAGCAACAAUGAUUUACCUAUCGGUGAUGAAAGAGUUAGUGAACUAUAUAUUUUUCCAAACAGUAGUAUUGUAGAAUUCACAGAUGUGCUACGUGAUAACAAAGUA
This is a messenger RNA of Brenthis ino (lesser marbled fritillary), 1425 nucleotides long. The record is from the annotation of a GenBank genome assembly. NCBI's taxonomy places the organism in Eukaryota, Metazoa, Arthropoda, Insecta, Lepidoptera, Nymphalidae.